AUGCAUACGCAGAUCUCUUCCAUUCAAGAUGACAUCCGUACCUUCAACGACAACGUCAACCGCAUCUCCGACCUGCACUCGCGCUCGCUCAACACGACGGACGAUGUGGCGGGCCAGCGCGUUAACCAGCAGCUUGAGGACCUCGUCGCGGACACCAGCGCGCUCAGCGACGUGCUCCGGCGGAGGAUCAAAGCGCUGCAGAAACAGGGUGGUACUGGUAGAAAUGGGGAGAUCCGGAAGCAGCAGACUGGUCUGGUGAAGCAGAAGUUCAUGGAGGCGAUUCAAAACUACCAGACCGUCGAGCAGCAGUACCGGCAACGGUACAAGCAACGUCUGGAGCGCCAGUACAAGAUUGUCAAGCCCGAUGCGUCUCCAGAGGAAGUCAAGGCUGUCGUUGAUGAUGAUCAAGGUGGUCAGAUCUUCAGCCAGGCGUUGAUGAACUCGAACCGUUACGGCGAGGCUCGGUCCGCGUACCGGGAAGUGCAGGAACGUCACGCGGACAUCAAGAAGAUUGAGCGGACACUGACAGAACUUGCUCAACUGUUUAAUGAUAUGAGCAUCUUGGUUGAACAGCAAGACGAGCAGAUCACUGUGAUCAACGACACCGUCAAGGAGGUUGAGAAAGACGUCGAGACAGGCCUAAACUAUACCAACAAGGCUGUCAAUUCGGCGCGUGCAGCGCGCAAGAAGCGGUGGAUUUGCUUCAUCCUCUGUCUCAUCAUCAUCAUUAUCAUCGCUAUUGUGGUUGCGGUCGUCGUGUUGCAGAAUCAGCACAAGAACUAG
This is a messenger RNA of Dichomitus squalens LYAD-421 SS1, 783 nucleotides long. Its product is annotated as t-SNARE. Bases 1 to 783 code for a protein of 260 amino acids. The record is from RefSeq and is a predicted model, not a curated record. Gene Ontology annotation, molecular function: SNARE binding; SNAP receptor activity. The transcript has 5 exons. Gene Ontology annotation, cellular component: endomembrane system; plasma membrane; SNARE complex. Gene Ontology annotation, biological process: intracellular protein transport; exocytosis; vesicle fusion. NCBI's taxonomy places the organism in Eukaryota, Fungi, Basidiomycota, Agaricomycetes, Polyporales, Polyporaceae.